AUGAACGUCCGCAAACUUCUCGAGUCGAUACCCCAGAUUCAGCGGGCUUACGAAACAGAGUCUGAUUCUGGCUGUUCGCUCAGAGCGAGAAAGAAGCACGAUCGCCACGAUGGCAGUGCGGUAAUGAUCUUCAAGGUAUCUGGCGCAGGCAGGAAGAAGAGACCAUGUGGCAUGCUUAACUGUCCGCCUUGUGGGGCCCUCUGGCGAAUGUUCCUCGAUGAUCUCGAGAGUAAGGUACCGGACUUUGUUUCAGAUCAGCCUUCCGCCUCGAGUGCGCGCAAGGCAAUGUGUGCAUCAUCUGCGGCCUCCACCACAGGCUCCACCACUUCGACCCUGACUGAACUUACUGAGAUGUCGGAGAUCUCACGGGAGCUCCUUGGUCGAGACAUGGAAUCUGGACUCCUCACACCUGCAUCAACAUCUUCUUCUGUCACACUCGACUACUCGCCAGCAGAGAAAUUGACACCCACCAAAUCUUCCAAAGGCGAGCACAAGUCAUAUGGUGUACCAUCUCCAGCCUCUUCAGUAACAUUGGCCGACUUCAACGAAGACUCGACAUCUCUAAUGGACGACCACGCACAAGAUUCUUCAUCGAUGUCGACCUUGACCGACCUUACUGAGCAUAGCCAUGGCUCCAGUGUCGGGGUCCGCUCUGCUACGUCCGUUGCGGCUUCCUCAAGCGCCAUCUCGACCUUGACCGACUUCUCCGAGGUGCAAUCUUCAUCAUCACUAUCGGCUCCAUCAAGCAGUCUCUCAUCGAUUCCACCUACCUUGUCUACAGCCACCACAAUCACAAGUCCCACCUACAAGCGAGUCAAGGUCCAGAAACGCAGAAGAAUGAUUGAGAUGUCGGAUGGCUCGAGUUGGAUACCACCAACCCUUGAGCGAGUCCAAGCAUACAUCACUUCUCAGGGCGAGCGUCGCCUGCCCAGAUCGGUGCGUGGAGUGGUCGCUUUCCAUGCUUUGCGCGGUUCGCGAGUCGGUCUUAAGUAUGAGAGUGCUAUUAUGAAGGUUGAUCGCAAGGUUGGCAAGAAGUCUGAGACUAGGGAGGAGCUGCUUGCAUUCAGGGAGAAACUGCUUGUCCAUGAGGAUGACGAUGAAGAUAUGGAAGGCUGA
This is a messenger RNA of Aureobasidium melanogenum CBS 110374, 1116 nucleotides long. RefSeq lists its product as uncharacterized. The transcript is spliced from 2 exons. The record is from RefSeq and is a predicted model, not a curated record. NCBI's taxonomy places the organism in Eukaryota, Fungi, Ascomycota, Dothideomycetes, Dothideales, Saccotheciaceae. Bases 1 to 1116 code for a protein of 371 amino acids.